AUGAGUUCUCCGGUUCUUGCCGCGUUGCUGGGCAGUCUCGCCACAGGUGACCUCCCCCGUCUUGAGGCGUUCAGUUGGGACUGCCUGCUUGUGCUGCCUUUCUUUUGUUUGGCGCACUUGGGCGUGUGGCUUCUGCUGCAGCUGGUGCGCCGGCCGGCGCUGCAGCGGCAUUUCCCGCUGCUGCAGCAAGGGGGUUGGCCGCGCCACGGCGCCAACAGGCUCUGCUGCAUUCUGCACAGCUUGGUCGCCUUCCUCUGGGGCUUCGCUGUUCUAUAUAGAGAGGGGGCCUUUGGCCGGGCCCUGGGGUCCCUGGGGGCCCCAGUAGUCCCGGGAGCCCAGCCGUACUUCGGGAGCCCCGUUUCUGCGCUGCAGCGGCCGCUGCUGCUGUAUUCCUUUGCCUUUUUCGUGUACGACUUCGUGUACGUCUGCAUAGAACGCGACGUAGCCACCACUUUGCACCACGUGGGUGCUGUUGCUGCUUUCGUCACCAGCUUCUCCCGCGGCGUAGCCUCCGCUGAUAUAGUUGCAGGGCUCACAGUGGGGGAGUGCAGCACGCCUCUCCUCCACCUGCGUUACUUCGCAAGGCACUACUGCACGCUGGCAGCAGAGGCCAAGCAGGGGGCCCCCCAGAAGGACUUCGAGUCUGCGGGGGAGUCCCCAGCAUCGAACGGGGCCCCCAGCGGGGGGGAAACUGAAGAUAGCCCGGACGGGCAGAGUGCUGCAGCCACUCCCGAGGCAGAUCCUUCAGCCGCGGCGCCCAGGGGCCCCCCUGAGGCCGCCUCCAGGGGCCCCCGGGGGGCCCCCCCUGCCUGUGUUCAGGUGCCGCCAGGCAUCUGGGGCCUCUCGUUUGUCCUGCUGAAUAGAGCAGCAGAGCUGCUGUUUGUAUUCACCUUCAUUUCAGCCCGCGCACUUGUGGCCCCCGCCGUGACUGCAGCCACUUGUGUGUCUGCGCGCACGCCGCUGCUUGUGAAGGCGAUGGCGCUCACGGUUUGCUUCAUUAGCUUCUACUGGAUCGGCCAAAUCUUUUUUCUGGUUUACUACAGAGGAUCUGCAGGCCGACAGAGACGCAAAAAGACGGUCUAG
Molecule: messenger RNA, 1083 nt
Organism: Eimeria necatrix
Lineage: Eukaryota; Apicomplexa; Conoidasida; Eucoccidiorida; Eimeriidae
Exons: 1
Coding region: 1-1083 (360 amino acids)
Cellular component (GO): membrane
Source: RefSeq, a predicted model, not a curated record